AUGCCAAUCAGGCCGGAAUGGAAGACUUCUCAGAGGAUACCAAACCUGCACCUAGCAAACAAGGUGGGUCUCAGUGGAUUGACUACAGUAACUGGAUGCCUUGGUUUAGGUGGUGAAAGCCCUGAUGAUCCCAAAGAAGACAACCCAGAACAGUCUUUCAGGAGCAGGAAACUUGCUUUGGACAUUGAUGGGAACCAAUUGGAGGAAGAGACGGAACAGACUGAAAAGUCUGUCUGGUUUGGAGAUGGACUGACUAGUGUCUUCAGUUUUGGUGAAAAAGCUCCAGAGGAGAGGAGAAGCCCAUUGAAAAGGAAGUGGAAGAGCAACCCCCACCUUCUAACUACUGGUUGAAUAUUGGCAUUAGAGAUGUCUUAAAUUUUGGUCAGUCUAAUCAGAAUAAAGUUGAAGAGAGAGUACCAGCAGCAGGCAGAGAGGAAAACAUCGAUCCAGAAGAAAUGACAGGUACAACAGACCCACAUGACCUUGACUUAAGUCAGUCUCAUCAUGAUGCUACAGUGGAGCAAAUAAAAGAAACAGAGCACCACAGAGAUGAUGACACUGGUAAGGAGACAGAGAGAACAGACACACACCCCUCAAAACCUGUUGGGGAUUAUGACGACGGUCAAGAGGACCAUCAGGAAGAAAUCACCAAAUAUGGCGAAUUUAGAAAAGAGGAAGAUGCAGGGUGGUAUGGCAGCAUCUAUAAUAAUAUUGCAGGCCUUUAUGGGGAACAGGAUAAUGAGGAGGAGGAGGAGGAUACAGUUAUAGACAAGGAUAAAGAGUCUAAAGAUAUCAGCCUUCAGUCAGAAACAGAGUCUCAGCCUGUGUUCUCGUCCAUGUUUGACACUCUGGCAUCACUGUUUCAGGCAGAUACCGAUGAUAAAAAUGCUCCAAGUGAUGAGGUAACAGAUAUAAAACCGGCAGACGCAGAUGCCAAUAGAGAGAUCUCCCCUACUCCUCAGACGGCUAUCCCAUAUGAUUCUUCUGAGGUAUCUGUAGGGAGGAAGGAUGAUAAUGAUGGUAAUGACAGCAAUGAGGCUCCACAUCCCCCUCGAUUAGAUCUAGGUAAGGUUCAGAGUGCUAAUGAAAUACAGGAGGCAUUCAAACAGCUACUUGACACUAGCAAGAAUAUUUCAUUGUCCCACGACCCUCAAUUACAGAACACAACUGGAAUACUGAAUCUUGAAGUUGAUCCUGAAAAAGCUAUUGCUGAGAUCAAUGAAAAUGAUGAGCAUAACUCUGCAGGUAGAUUAGAGUUAGAUGAUGUCACCACCACUAAUGAACUUUUCAGUUCCCAUGGAGAUGUAGAGCCAAACCAAUUAGUGUCGGACAAUGAGGACAUGCAAAAAUCAACUGUGCUCCUCAAUGGGCUUUUGCAUUCAUGUGAUGAAGAUGCCUCUAAUCACCAUCAAGAGAGUCCUGCUGCUGACGUCUCUGAAAAUAGCCUGGAUGAUGUUGAGACUGAUCAUUCAGUUGGUCGGGACGCUUUAGAAGGCUCAGGGAUUCCAAAUCUAUCUGAUUUGACUCUUAUUCAGACAAAAGCAGAAAUACUGACAGAGGAGCUACCUGAUGUAUCGGAGGACAUGUCUGUAAUGCAUGCUAAGGUGGAGGACAUUGACAGUACAGGUAUUGAAGUGGUCUCAUCCAAUCAGACAGGAGAGGACAGUAUUCUAGUGUCUCAGAGCCAGGCAGAAGAGGACAGUGAUAAUCAGACAAACCCGCCAGCAACUGAUGAUGCUUCAGUCCUGGGGACGAUCACACAGACACCUGACCCCUAUCUGCAUGAUGCUCAGGAGGCUGAAAUAGCUGAACCUAUCCUGAAUCUAUCCCUAGCUGAACCUGUCACUGAAAAUGUCUCAGGAGAGGAAGGACAUAAUUUGAUUACCUCAUGUGAGGAGGGGGAAAGUAAGGAUAAGAAUGAGAAUACAUUCGAGGCACCAGAUAAGAAUGUUCAUGUUGAAGAUAUCGACAAAGAUUCCGUUUCGCUGAAAGACUCGUUCUCUUCUAACUAUGAGGGAAGUAAUUCCAAUGUAAUGGAAGUUGUUGAUCAAGAGGAAUUUCUUUCCUCUGAUCAUUCCAAGGAUUGGCACAUUGAGGCCGAUCCCAUAGAUAAAGUAGGGUUGAUAAACAUUACCUAUGACCCAGUGUUAGACUCAACUAUACUAAAUGAUGACACUACAAGUAACAAACUUUUAUCUGAUAAAGCCAAUGAUGAUGGGGAAAGUAAUAUAGUGGGCAAAGCAUCUGAGAUAGGUUCAAAUAUUGAAGUUACUGAGACAGAGUGGAUAGAACCAGGGAAAAUAGUUGAAGUUGAGCAAGACAAUGGGGGGUCAAGCUACUCUCCCUACACAUGUCUUUGAGAAUGAUGAAACACAGAGCCGUUCCAGACAUGAUGCUAAAAUCAAAAGUUAUCCUGACAGCUCAGAGCUAGUUCCCCCUGAGACAGUAACAGGAAGUGAACAAAGACAUACAGCAAUCCUUGAGGAGGCAGAUACAGAAAACUUGUCAGUGGAAGAUUUCAUUCAUGAACAAGGGGAGUCCAAUGAAUCUAAAAAAGACAGUGACGAGGAAAACGUCCUGAAGGAUAGAUCCAGGAUGAUGCAUGACCAGACGACAGCAAUUGAGGACAAUAAUCUGCCACUAGAAGACAGGAAUCAGAUGGAUGACAGUAAUCACAUCUCAUCAGUCAGUAGCCAGGAAAUACUUGACUUGGACCUCCAUGAACCAGAACCACAGUCUCAGUCACCUUCAAUAGAGGACUCUCACAGAGCUACAACAUUUCUGAAAGAAUACAAGAAUAUUGAAAAGCACCUAAGUGCAGAUGAGAUAACUACUUUGUUGGAUUUGUUUGGGAAGCACAAACUCCUGUGGCUUGACUACAGCCUAGGACGCUCACAGACUUUGAAUUAG
Coregonus sp. 'balchen' is the source of this 2910-nucleotide messenger RNA. Lineage: Eukaryota; Metazoa; Chordata; Actinopteri; Salmoniformes; Salmonidae. The record is from the annotation of a GenBank genome assembly.